AUGGCAUCAUUAGUAUCACCAACGCGCCACAUUGCCAGGGCAUUCGUGCCAACAACCCGUCUCACCCAGCGACGAUGGGCGCAGGUGCACGAUAUCCGCUUUNUGGCGACGCACCAGAAGCCCGAUCAGAGAGUCUUUGACAAGUACAAGGCCAAGCUCGAGCAAAAAGCAAAGCAGGAGGGCCACGGCGAUGUCGACAAGCUCAAGUCGGCCUACAAGGACAAGAUUGUCGAGCUCCGCCAGAAGGCCAUCGUUCCUGGCGCAAACGCCCCUCUGGACGCCACCACUCCCACGACAUCCAACACACCCAAUGCUCCCUUCCAGCCCCCGCCGCCGCCCCAGCCUCAGACACAACAACCUGAGCCACCAAAGUCGUCUGUAUCCGCAGAGCAAAAGGCCGGCAUCAAGACGCUAGCAUCCUUCAUCGACGUCGCAAAGACAAAAGAACUGCCCCAGAGAGAGAUUGAAUACAUCUGGAGGUUGCGCCACGCCAGCUCCCCCAGCUCCUUGUGCGCCGUCGUGCCCACUCCCACCUACCAGCAGAUUGUCGAGACUGCCCGCAAGCAUCCUCAGUUUGUCUUGCCUUUGCCCAAAGAGGGUCAAGGUGCCGAAAUCCACUUCUUGCAGUGGACCUUCCCCUCGCCCACUACCUGCACUGUGCUCUUCACCGCUCUGGCCGAGUUCAAGCUCAAGGGCGAGUUCGCACAACCUCACACCACAGUCACCCACCAUCUGGAUCUGGCCGACGAANAGGGCCUCGUCCUGCUUGAGGGCACCGUCAUUGAGGACAAGCAAAUCACUGUCGAGGAGGGCAAAUGGCUGUUGAUGUGUCUACAAAAGUUCUACGGAAAGUCUGCCGAGCAGAGUUCUCGCAGAAAGUUGAUGGAGCAGUUCAGCCAGGGAGACAGCAGCUUCAAGAUUGAAGAGCUCCUGGAGGAGGCUGAGAAGAUUUAG
Messenger RNA from Aureobasidium musti, 954 nucleotides. The record is from the annotation of a GenBank genome assembly. Lineage: Eukaryota; Fungi; Ascomycota; Dothideomycetes; Dothideales; Saccotheciaceae.